Microbotryum saponariae is the source of this 2237-nucleotide messenger RNA. NCBI's taxonomy places the organism in Eukaryota, Fungi, Basidiomycota, Microbotryomycetes, Microbotryales, Microbotryaceae. The record is from the annotation of a GenBank genome assembly.
AUGAUCGAUGAUGCCCGAAUCGGCAUGGGAUGCGAGUCCGUCGGGAGAAUGAAAGAACUUCCGACUUCGACUUUGAUGGCGGUUAGGAAGAAGUCGGGUCCGUUGUUGUGAGUGUCCUGUCUUGGCGAGGGCGACAGGUUGGUUCUAUUCCUUCUCUUCGGCUGCUUCAGACACCCACAUCGUCCACAAGAUGCUCUUUUUCGACCGUAAGACUCGGCGACCCAGGAGGGCGCCUGCCGCAGCGAUUGGCCUGGCUAUUCUGGGCGGUCUCUGCACCGUCACGGGCGUCAACGCUGCCGCUGCUCUCAAACCGUACUGGUACGGCUUGGAAUACAUGGCACAGUAGUACGUAGUGGUCGUAAAACUCUUCGAUGACGCUGGCUUUGGUGAUUGGUCCUGAUGAGCGACAUUGGUCGAUUGCAGCUCCCCUUUUCACUCGCUUGAGGGAUGGAAGAAGACGGGCAAGACCGUGGACAUCACAGGGGUGCGUGAGAGAACUUGAGCAUCCCAGUCAAGUAUAAUUUCUUCUGUGACUUCAGAUCUAAUCCUAUAUCCGGCUUGCCUCUCUCUCGACUCAUAACCCAGGUGUAUAUCCUCCAAACGAACGGAGCAAGUGACCCGACGGCGAGCCUAUCAGCGGCGAUGCACGCCUCCGUCAAGAAAGUCGCGGGACGAGCGAACUACACCGUCCCGGAAAUGCGUUUUCUUGGCAACUAUACCUAUAAAUUGGGUAGUGACGGAGCUAUCAUGCCUUUUGGGAAAACACAGUGAGUACGGGAAUGAAAAACUGAGCCUUGCGCGGACGGGGCCUAGGAUUUCGCAUGACCUCCUUGACCGCAAUGGACGCUGCAACGUUGAACACCAAUAAUUUUCUCCGACGGCGUUCAGCUGACUUCAUCUUCCGACCAAUUCUUUGGUGUGCAGAUCCAACGAGGCGGGAUAUUCGACCUCAAAACGGUAUGAUUGCGGCGAAAGUAAAUUGGGUGAAUGGCCUUGCUGGCCCUUCAUCAGAGCUUCGGUACGUUGUGUGAAGCGUCCAUUGUUGUACUGAUACCGCCAUGGCUCAGUUCAGGGCUCACCUCGGUAAUCGUUCUCGAUAGAAUUCUCCCAGGGUGGUCGAGUCUGCCAAACAAUGGCUUGCAGGGUACGAACGCGACGCCGACGACGAAGCGGGCAAACUCGGCAUCCACGUCAUCUCGGAAGCCAAGGACAGCAAGAACACGCUGCUCGACACCUGUUCAAAUCUGGUCAGCUCGGUCCCGUCGGCGCAAGAACAAUGGAGGAAAGUGUGGACACCGGCAAUCAUUCAAAGGUUGCAAGUUUCGGAGAACUUCGGAUUGACUGACCUAGUGAGUCGAGGCUCUGAUCCUCAUCGGGGAGCGCACCGCCCGAUAGGGGCUCCUUCGCCCUGAAGUUCAAUGGCUACGGCUAACUUGAGCACACACCAUUUCGUCUCUUUACCAGGAUAUCGUCCACUUUGGGUAUCUUUGUGCCUUCGAGUCUCUGGCGAACGGUGGCAUCUCUCCCUUUUGCAACCUCUUCCGUACGUGGGAGCAUCAAUAUAUCGAAUACGAUGGCGAUCUCGACAAGUACUACGAGCAUUCAUAUGGUACCAAUCUCGCUGGAUCGCAAGGUGUGGGAUGGGUACGCGAGUUGCUCUCACGCUUGACCCGGGAUCGAUCGUACGUCGAGCAGGACACGACACAGGUCAAUCAUACCAUCGAUUCAAACGCCGACCUGUUCCCCUUGCGCCACGACUCGAUGAUGUACGCCGAUUUUACCCACGACGACCAGCUUCUUGCUGUUCUGACUCUGUUGGGUUUCUUCGAGGAUGGACCGCUGAGCACGACGCUUCCGUGUCCGAUGCGCACCUUCGUCGCGAGCAAAAUGGUCCCUUUCUCGGGCCGUUUGGUCGUCGAACGCAUACAAGGCAUCUUCGUCGAAGGCUGGAGUCAGAUCAUGUCGGAUAAGUAUGUAAGGAUCUUGGUCAACGACCAAGUGAUGAAUCUUGAGAAGCUGUGCGGGAAGGUGAGUUUUCGUGUCUUACAUGGGUGUCGUCGAGGGCAACCUACAUCACUCGAUUUCUGAAGAGCAUGGUACUGACGCACACUCGUAUCAUCUACCCGACGAUGCAGUCGAACGUCUUCGAGAAGGGAACGUAUUGCAGCAUGUGGCAGUUCGUUUCCGUCAUGGAGGGCCUGGCCAACACUGCGGCUGAAGAAUUCAAAAGAUGCUGA